UUAGAAUAUAUUACUUGCAGCGAAAAAGUGAAUUUGCAAAUAAGUCGACCAAUUUUUCUAAAUUAUGCUAAACAAAACACAAAGUUAUUAUAGAUAUAGAUAUACAUGAAUAAAAAAUUAAACAAGGUAGAGGCCUAUUUCGCCCUUAUAUAUACACUUGUCCCCUUCCCAUCCCAAUAGCCCCAAGACCCACCAAUUAUUUCCCUCCACAUGAAAACCAAAUAGCUUCUAGAUCACGUCCUUUCUUCCAUUUCUAGCUCUAUUGCAUCACCUUCGCUUCUUCUUAAUUAUCUCUCCCCCUUGGCCCCUUCCUUCCCCUCCAAUCCCACUGAAAAUGAGAAACAGAAACAACAAUCCAGGUGUUUGCUAUAGCUAGUAGUCAACAACUACAACCACUAUCCUUCCAAAGUUCACCUUUUUCCCCCUUUCCAACUUUCCUCUCUUAGGUGCUUCCCUAAAAACCAUUUCAACUAACAUUUCCACCACUACCUUUCUCAGCAAAAGAAGAAACAAUGCAUAACCUUUCCUUUCACAUUAAAGGCAACCACCCUACCUAGCAUCAUCAAACACUCCUCUACAUUAAUUUCCCUUUUCCUACAUUUUCUCAAACCAUAUAAAACAUAUUUCCAUAUGGAAGGUUUUCACCCAUCUAUGACUAUGGCCUCUCCUUUUCCUUACACAUUCCCCAUCAGUGCUGGUGGUAUUGGUGUUGGUGUUGUUGGUGUUGGUAGUAGCAAUCUAACCACCCCCACCCCCACUGCCACUGGAACUUACAACAACACUCCAUGGAUGAACAGCAGGAUAUGGAGCAAGCUCCCUCAGAAGCUUCUGGACCGAGUCAUUGCCUUCCUCCCUACACCGGCUUUCUUCCGAGCACGCUCCGUCUGCAAGAGAUGGUACUCUCUUCUCUUCUCUAACACCUUCCUUGAAUUGUACCUCCACCUCUCCCCUCGCCGCCACUGGUUCAUCUUCUUCAAGCACAAAACCCGCAAAAACUACAUCUACAAAAACAACAACAACAACAUUAUUACCGGUUCUGCUGGCACUGCCUCCUGUGAAGGAUACCUGUUUGACCCCGCUGAGAUGGCGUGGUACCGCAUCUCCUUUGCUAUGAUCCCACCAGGAUUCUCUCCAGCCUCAUCCUCUGCAGGCCUUCUCUGUUGGGCCUCAGAUGAGGCUGGCCCAAAAACCAUGCUUCUCUCCAACCCUAUCCUGGGCUCCUUAACCCAGCUCCCUCCAACUCUAAGGCCAAGGCUCUUCCCUUCCAUUGGCCUAACCAUCACCCCAACCUGCAUAGACGUGACUGUAGCAGGUGAUGACAUGAUAUCCCCUUAUGCCGUCAAGAACCUCACAUCGGAAAGCUUCCACAUCGACGGUGGAGGCUUUUACUCGAUGUGGGGCACGACCUCCCCGCUUCCAAGGCUCUGCAGCCUUGAAAGCGGUAGGAUGGUGUGUGCUGAGGGGAAAUUCUACUGCAUGAACUGCAGCCCUUUUAGUGUUUUAGCCUAUGACAUUGCAUCCACCACUUGGUUCAAGAUUCAAGCUCCUAUGAGGAGGUUUUUAAGGUCUCCUAACCUGGUUGAGUGUAGGGAGAAGCUGAUGCUGGUUGCGGCGGUUGAGAAGAGCAAGCUGAAUGUUCCAAGGAGUUUGAGGGUGUGGACGUUGCAGGCUUGUGGGACCAUGUGGGUGGAAUCUGAGAGGAUGCCGCAGCAGCUUUACAUUCAGUUUGCUGAGAUUGAAGGUGGAAAUGGGUUUGAAUGUGUAGGGCAUGGUGAGUUUGUGGUGAUCAUGAUCAAAGGGACAGAUAAGGCGUUGCUGUAUGAUUUGGUGAGGAAGAGGUGGCAGUGGAUUCCGCCGUGUCCUUAUGCUGGUUAUGAUGGGUUUGAGUUGCAUGGUUUUGCUUAUGAGCCUAGAUUGGCUACUCCUGUUACUGCACUUCUUGAUCAGUUGGCACUUCCUUUUCAGAGUUACAAUGCUUAGGUUAAUUAUUAUAUCUAUGUAUGAAUGAAUGUAUGUGGAUUGUGUUGUGAUGAUGUUGUGGUGAUUUGUGAAUGAAUGUUCCACCCUAGCUAGCUAGCUAUGUGACUCAGUUCCUAUGUGACUCAGUUUAAUUUGUUGUUAGUAUGAAUGAGUACACUAGUCAUUAUUUAAUCA
This is a messenger RNA of Lotus japonicus, 2154 nucleotides long. Its product is annotated as protein UNUSUAL FLORAL ORGANS. The coding region runs from base 631 to 1980 and encodes 449 amino acids. NCBI's taxonomy places the organism in Eukaryota, Viridiplantae, Streptophyta, Magnoliopsida, Fabales, Fabaceae. The transcript has a single exon. Gene Ontology annotation, molecular function: protein binding. The record is from RefSeq and is a predicted model, not a curated record.